GUUUCUAAUCAGCGUACGAUUUCCGCUCAAAGUGAAAGUUGGCUCGAAAGGCACGCUGAUUUGAGAUCCCAGAAAGGACGAAAGUUUUUACCCUGUUUAGUGUUUUACGUGAUUUGUGUGAAACGCUAAUAGUACGAGUACUACCCAGAUUCUAAAAUAAUUUCUGUAGUGAAAAGUGAUUUUACGAUUGUUGUAGUUUUACGGCUUUUUUUUAAUCCUUUGUAAUCUUUGUAACUUAUCACUUGAGAAGCGUGGGUGUCUCAGUUUGCGUCUUUACUCAGUUUACUGUAAUUGUUGUGUGAGUUUGUGGUUGGUGAGUCGCGCUGGAAUUUAGCUAGGCCACGGCCUACGGGAGUUUUGGAGCCCCUCACCUGCGUUUCUAUUCGUUUUGAUUUAAUUGGUGGAAUCAUGGAGCACGUUCCGGUUGUUAUAAAGGUGCCGUUUGGGGAAGGAAAAGAAGAUUUCUCCACCAGUGUAUUGCCGUCGUGGACUAUAUUACAGUUGAAAAAGCACUUGGAAGACACAUUGCCCAGAAAACCAAGAGCCGAAGCGCAAAAGUUGAUUUUUGGAGGACGGAUUUUGACCGAUGAUCAUCUGCUGAAGGAUUGCAUUAAAUCGGUCCCGAAAGGUUUUCCACCAGUUUUGCAUUUGGUACAUUCGCGAUCUCAAGAGGAAACCCCCACACAGCAUGCCGCCCCUGAUGUGACUGAAUCCGACGGAUUGCGUCAGCGCCAUGUACAGCAGCCCGCACAAGAAGCCCCAGCCAAUACUUCGUCGCACGUGCCACCCGCGUGGACGCCAUAUCAGUAUGGAUUCGGAUAUAAUGAUCAGAUGGUGCAAGAAUACCAGAAUUACAUUCAAAGCUACAUGCACCACAUGAGCCAAGCGAUGCCUGGAAUGAUGCCAAUGCCUUUCAAUACGUUCGGAUUUCCCUACCAAUUUCCAGGUCCUGCCGCUGCACAAGUUACCCCUGCCCCAGCACCCCAUCCGCCCAAUCGGGCACCAGCAGUGGCUGUUGUCCGCAUUCACCGCGCACAGGUUGCCCAUGUACCAGCUGUCCAGGAAAUAGGAGCUGAAGAAGUUAAUGCCCCCGGACACAGGGAUGUGUUGGACUGGAUGUACAUAUCUCUGCGGGUGCUGCUCUUUGUUCUCAUUAUUUUUCUGUACUCAUCGACGGCACGCUUCUUCUCCGCCUUUGCCAUAUUCGCUCUGGUCCUGCUGUUCAAUACGGUGCGAGAUUUUCGCCGCUGGCGUGAACGUACCCGGCAGCAACAACAGCAGCAGCCGCCGGCAGCCCCACCUGUCCCGGGUGCAGCUGAAGGCGCAGUGGACCCCGCCAUGGCUGGUAACAAUGCGGAUCGGAGUAUAAUCAAUGUGACGCCUAAUCAGCCGGCACAAGGAUUUUGGGGUGGAUGUGUCAACUUCGUUUCCGGAUUGCUAGCUUCGCUUGUGCCUGAUAACAAUGGUGUGUAGCUGUCGCAUCGCAAAUUGAUUAGAAAAGCGUAUGUAGUCAAAUAAUGAUGGGUGAAUUGUGUUUAUUUUACGUGUAUGCAUUGUUCAACGGAUUGUGUUGUAUGACUUUGAAGUGAUGAGAGUUGAUAAUCUGAUAGUAUCGGUUCCCUACAUGAUCGUAUUAAUUUGCUUACCUACGUUCAGAGAUUUUAUUUUAUCGGUGUUAAAACAAAUUCGGUAUGCUUUGUUCUGUAUAUAUUGAUAUUAAAGCGAAACCGCUG
Molecule: messenger RNA, 1733 nt
Organism: Paramacrobiotus metropolitanus
Lineage: Eukaryota; Metazoa; Tardigrada; Eutardigrada; Parachela; Macrobiotidae
Product: homocysteine-responsive endoplasmic reticulum-resident ubiquitin-like domain member 1 protein
Exons: 4
Coding region: 409-1473 (354 amino acids)
Biological process (GO): endoplasmic reticulum unfolded protein response
Molecular function (GO): protein binding
Source: RefSeq, a predicted model, not a curated record